Vespula vulgaris is the source of this 2035-nucleotide messenger RNA. RefSeq names its product cytochrome b5-like. The transcript has 2 exons. Bases 607 to 1065 code for a protein of 152 amino acids. The record is from RefSeq and is a predicted model, not a curated record. Gene Ontology annotation, cellular component: intracellular membrane-bounded organelle; membrane. NCBI's taxonomy places the organism in Eukaryota, Metazoa, Arthropoda, Insecta, Hymenoptera, Vespidae. Gene Ontology annotation, molecular function: heme binding.
ACGUUCUUUCGUUACGCUUCAAUUCGACAUAUGUUUGUAAAUUAUUACUGAUUAUCGUCGUUCGAUCUAAAAUUAAUUUCACUAAGUUCAUCGAGAUCAAGGUCGAUAUCACGUUUUACAACUUUUUAUAAAUUUAUCGCGGACGUAUAUAUCAUACGUAAUCGGAGUCUGCGCACUGCGAAUAAAUCAAGUAUCGAGUCCGUCAACAGAAAUUAACGGUUCGCUCAAAACAUAUUUUUCCCUAUUCUUUUUAGUAACAACGUUCGUACUUUUUAUAAUCGGCAUGAGACGCUCGUAUCGUAUAAGUAAUCCUAGUUUUAUCUCGUCGUGCGUUCUCUUUUCGAAUUAAAUGACAAACCGAUCUCGAAGUAUCACGAAACUAGGUCAAUUGUCUAAACUUUUUCAUAACGAGAUUUGUGAAAUCAUAUAUAUAUAUAUAUAUAUAUAUUAUUUUUGUUGUUCGUAUACCUACAUGAAAAUGAAUAAUCGUUGAAGUAACUCUUCGUAAGACUAUCGACGGAAUUUCUUGAAUUUUCAAUCGACGUAACGCUACUCCGAAAAGAAAGCGAAGAUAAGUCAUCGAGAGGACAGGAAAGCUUGACAGGGAUGGAUCUUCUAAGUCUGACAUUUCGAGCUCUGGAUAUGACAGACUCGGAAACGAAACGAGAUGAUUUUCUGAGCGUUACCAGAGAGCAAACUUACGAAACAACUUCUAACGUUACGUCGAAGGAAAAAGCGAGGAAAUCGAAACGAAACGAGGAAGGAUCGAGAUUCGGUGAACUUAGAUGCAUUAGUAUGGAUGAAGUAGCCUGGCACGAUACGCCGAAUAAUUGUUGGGUUAUAAUUUACGAUUACGUUUACGAUUGUACCGAGCUAUUGAAGACUCAUCCGGGUGGACAAGACGUUCUUCUUGAAUACGCUGGAAGGGAUGCCACCCUUAGUUUCAUUGGCGCUGGACAUUCGAAAUUCGCGCAAGAUAUUCUCAAAGAAUAUCUCAUCGGUGAACUUCCACUUAAACAGAGAAUCUUUCGUGUACCCGAUGGCGUCAAAGUUGUUGGACUUUAAAUUAUUAUGAUUUAAUUAUUAAUUUCGUCGAUUUCGUUCGUUAUGACGAUUCUUUUUCGCUUGCUUUUUUUAUUUUUAUUUUAUUUCUUUUUUUAUACGAAUGUUCCUACAAACACAAGUAUCUUAUUUAUUUUCCAACUUCGUCUUAAUUUUUUUUUGAGACUGCUAAAGGUCGCGUACUGAAAGAAAAAAGGGAUCGAAAGAGAUUUGGUCGAAUAUGUACGACACGGAUUAAUUAAGUCAUGAUAAAAGUUAUGAUCGUGACAUCUUAUGUUUUAUUGUAUCGUCUCGAUAAAUAGCGAGACAAAUAACUGUUGUAGUUUCUCCAUUGCAUCUCCAAAGGAUUACGAACUUUGAAAAAAUUACCGAUAUUUUGUUUCUUUUUUUAAUUUAUUAAAGCUGUCCAAAAGAAACUAUUUUCAGCGUUCACGGAAGAUUCGCAUUCGAUGAACGAUAAUCUGAUUUGAUUACUGUCGAACGUAUGCCUUUAAUAACUUAUGAAUCUUAUUAUCUUAUCGAAUAUUCUUCCUUUCAAACGUUCAUGAUAUUUGUUGUUUAUGAUUAAACCGGGGAAAUCACUUGAUUCUGUUUUUUUUUUUUUUUUACUGCAGUUGAACUUUUUUUCGAUAAUGUAUAUAUUGCUAUAAAGUUCAAGACUUAUCGCAAGUUUUUAUGUUAGAUAAGUUCGUUACGAAAUGAAAAUUCAUUUCUUCUUGCGAUUUCAUUGAUCAUUCGCAUUAAUCAUUCUUAUUAAAUGCAAUUACGUACUUUUAUGUAGUCAUAUUAUGUACUUAUUUUAUGUACUUAUUUUACGUACUAAUUUAUUUUUUCGCUAACGCUACAGCCUCAAAUCAAUCAUAUCGAUUUUACGUUGUAAAUUGUAACUAGAAUAUUUCUUACGUGUAACGCAAGAUAAUCACUGCCGCUUAAAAAAGAUAUUAAUGAAAUAAAAAUAUACACUUAACCCUUA